AUGAGAGAGAUAAUCAGCAUACACAUCGGGCAGGCGGGGAUUCAGGUCGGAAACUCCUGCUGGGAGCUCUAUUGCCUUGAGCAUGGCAUUCAGCCCGAUGGCAUGAUGCCCAGUGAUUCUACAAUUGGUGUGGAGCAUGAUGCUUUCAACACCUUCUUCAGUGAAACCGGUUCAGGAAAGCAUGUCCCUAGAGCUAUAUUUGUUGAUCUUGAACCCACUGUUAUUGAUGAAGUUAGGACGGGGGAUUACCGCCAGCUUUUCCACCCGGAACAACUCAUCUCCGGGAAGGAGGAUGCUGCCAACAAUUUCGCAAGAGGACACUAUACUGUUGGGAAAGAGAUUGUGGAUUUAUGCCUUGACCGAGUUAGAAAGUUGGCUGAUAACUGCACAGGAUUGCAGGGUUUUCUGGUUUUCAAUGCUGUAGGCGGUGGUACUGGUUCUGGAUUGGGUUCAUUGCUCUUGGAACGCUUGUCGGUUGACUAUGGAAAGAAGUCAAAGCUUGGUUUUACAAUCUAUCCUUCACCCCAGGUCUCGACAGCAGUUGUCGAGCCUUACAACAGUGUCCUCUCCACCCAUUCUCUUCUUGAGCACACUGAUGUAGCUGUUCUAUUGGAUAAUGAAGCCAUCUAUGAUAUCUGCCGGAGAUCCCUUGACAUUGAGAGGCCCACAUACACCAAUUUGAAUCGACUGAUCUCCCAAAUCAUAUCAUCCUUGACUACCUCCCUAAGAUUUGAUGGGGCCAUCAAUGUGGAUAUUACUGAGUUCCAGACCAACCUCGUGCCUUAUCCUCGCAUCCACUUCAUGUUGUCAUCAUAUGCGCCUGUGAUCUCAGCUGAGAAAGCAUACCACGAGCAGCUUUCUGUCCCAGAGAUCACUAAUGCUGUUUUUGAGCCUUCGAGCAUGAUGGCCAAAUGCGACCCUAGGCACGGGAAGUACAUGGCUUGUUGCCUGAUGUACCGUGGAGAUGUUGUGCCCAAGGACGUCAACGCUGCUGUUGCUACCAUCAAGACUAAACGUACAGUUCAGUUUGUUGACUGGUGCCCUACCGGGUUCAAGUGUGGAAUCAACUACCAACCACCCACCGUGGUCCCUGGGGGUGACCUCGCUAAGGUGCAACGUGCAGUGUGCAUGAUCAGCAAUAACACUGCAGUUGCCGAAGUCUUCUCCCGCAUCGACCACAAGUUUGAUCUCAUGUACGCUAAGCGGGCUUUCGUCCACUGGUACGUGGGUGAAGGAAUGGAGGAAGGCGAGUUCAGCGAAGCCCGUGAGGAUUUGGCGGCUCUCGAGAAGGACUAUGAAGAGGUUGGUGCUGAGGGUGUUGAUGAUGAAGAUGAAGGCGAAGACUAUUAA
Molecule: messenger RNA, 1350 nt
Organism: Striga hermonthica
Lineage: Eukaryota; Viridiplantae; Streptophyta; Magnoliopsida; Lamiales; Orobanchaceae
Source: the annotation of a GenBank genome assembly